Molecule: messenger RNA, 7818 nt
Organism: Symbiodinium sp. CCMP2592
Lineage: Eukaryota; Dinophyceae; Suessiales; Symbiodiniaceae
Source: the annotation of a GenBank genome assembly
AUGCUCGAGCGAGCGCUGGAUUCUCAGCUCCUGGGCUCGAGUAGAGUGAAGCGAUAUACCCGCAUCAUGUCGCUGGUCGAGUCUGAAGCUGCCUUUUUCCAGCGGUGCGAUGAAAUCGCGCCUGGUCUCCGGACCCUUCUUGAGGCAAAGAACAUCAAAUCUUUCCGCAAACUCGCCUUCGCCAUCGGCACUCCGCAGACUGCACCGAGUGAAGCUGAUUUUCAGGGUUUUGCUUCAGAAGUGUUUGUUGGUGCGCCGUCGCUGUCUCAGGUUGCAGAUCUUCGCACUUUGCACUUCGAAGCCACUGCUUUUGUUGUCGCGGUACUUAAGGAGCAUGUCACAGGGACCGAGGGCCCUGAGGGAGCACAGAGCAUCAAGCGCAUUCCUCCGGCUGAGCGCCGGGCCCGGUUGUCAGCUCAACAAAGGCGUCUGAGGGGUUUGGAUCUGACUGGUGAGUUGUGCCCCAGCCAUGCACUGUGCGACAUGGCGAACACAAUCUAUGAAACUUCAGUCAUGACUUGGAUAUCACCCAGCAAGUGCUCUAAGCGUGAUGCUGAGAUUCAGUCUGUUUCGAAGGUCGAAGCCAAAUCGGCUAUAUCGCUUGAGAAACAGUCUCUUGUUGUUGUGCCGCAUGAGCCUGCCAAAGCUGAUACUAGCACUGAACUUCGCUUGCAGUGGGCACUCAUGAGGCGCGAAGUCGCCUUUGAUCAAUGUCGGGUGGGCCCAGCCAUGCAGGCCGCUUUGGCCAGAACAGCUCAGCUGAGAGACGUUGCCAGCUUGAUUUGGGGCGCAGGUGUUCCGACAGAGCCCGCCGGGCCGAUUCAUCAGGGGAGAGAGGCGGCGGAACCGUCGGGCUGCCAUUUGCCGGUGGGAGAGUCCGUGUCUUCUGAAAGCCGCGUGUCCAUGUGGCACUUGAUUGAUGAGCGGCCUCUGCCUAGCGAGGCGGACGACAACAUCCCGGAGUCUGAAGAUUUAAAUUUUCUUCCUGAAGAUUCGGCUGUUGAUGAGGGUGAGUGGUACAGAGGGAUCAGGGACGAGGAUCAUAGUAUCGCUCCCAGUGAGUUUUCGCCUGGACUGGACGGUGAUUGCUUGCAAAUCGGCAGAGAGAGCGAGGAUCCCUUGCAUGAGGUCUCUGAUUUCUCGUUCUCCAGAUUGGCUGCUCACAGCUCCUUCAAGAGGCUAAGGCUGGAACGACCAAGGCAGGCGUGGGAGAGCCAUCCGGCCUUUAACCGGAAGUCGGGUAGCUCUUCACUUCAUGCUUGGGCGAGUGCUGCUUUCCUUCCAUCGGUUGGUGUGCGAGAGACUUUAAACUUUCCGAAGCCGGAAGAGAGCUACGGAGGGGAAGAGGCAGCCCAUGUGCCUUGGACCAUUGAGCGACGACUGAAGGGAGUGCGCAUUCAGAGGUCAGAUGAAGAUGAGAGAAAUCAUGCUCUGAAGAAGCUUAAAGCUGUGGUGCUCCUGGACCCUUUGGCUACGGCUCUGGGUAAAAGCUUAGUGCAGAAAACGGGUGCUCUUGAGACGGAGGAGAUCAUUGCAGCGAGUUUUAGCGAUGCUUUCAGUUCAAAAUCGGCUGGUACGCUCACCAAAAGGGCUGGCUCUUUGCAGAGGCUGGUGGUUCAACUUUAUAAGCAAGGGGUGGCUUCUCCGUGGCGCAUGGAGGAGGCAGACUUGUAUUCUGCUUUGACCACAUUGCGUGAGGAAGGUUGUGGGGCAACAUCACCAGCUCACAUGUUGGAGAGUUUACAUUUUCUUCAUGCCAUUGCAAGAUUUUUGCAUUUGGAUUUGGAGCUGGCGCCGUUGGAGCAGCGUGACCCGCUGACAUGCUUCCAGGAUUCCCAGAAACUAAAACUUUUGGAGCUGCUGGGCACGGGAGAGAGCCAGAUUCUGUUUGGGGAUGCUCUGGGAAGCAAGACGUCUUUGAGCAAGGAGGCCAAGACAAAAUUUACACCAUACGCGGCGCUGGCGCAGGGGCUUACUGAAUGCUCUUGGGCGCGCUUGUGGAUUGAAGUCAGACGCCAGUGUAGGCUCACGUUCGGUGCUGGACCGGAUGGCUUUUGCCUUCCUACAAGGUCUCAGCGACUGGAUGAGUGGGGCUCAACGCCUAUGGGAGCUGGUGAGGCGUCUUCCUACUUAGCGGAGAUUUUGGAAGGCUCUGAAUUGGAGGGACAAGUUCUGGGAACACAUUCUUUGAAAGUCACCCUGCUUACGUGGGCUUCUCGAUCAACAGUGGUGCGCCUGAGCAAAGGAGAACGUCUCCUGUUGGGUCACCAUAUUGUACCGGGGGUCAAAAGUAUGGUGACUUAUAGCCGCGAGGCUUAUACGAGUUUGAUCGGCAAGCUUUUAGCUCUUUACCGCUCGAUCCGAAGCGGAGCUUUUCAGCCAGAUCUCGCGCCUGCAGACAGAGUGCUACAAGUUGCUGACGCCUUGGCCGCGGCUGAGGAAGGUCAAGGCCUGGGCACAGGAGCGCGGGAUGAGGCGGCCGCAGAGCAGUUGGCUGGGUUUGAGGGCGAGUCGGAGGACUCGGCAGAUGAUGCUGAGGCCGACGGGUCCCUUCCAUUGAGUGCGCCCAUCAGUGGAGGGAGCGACGGGGGCGCAUUGCAAACUGGGGACCUGCUGGUCCCUGAUGCUGAGGGGUGGUCCAAGGCCCGUUUGAGUAAACCGGGCCAAAUCUCGAGUGCUGAUCUCUUGACCUUGUUUGAUAUGCUCCCUCAGGGAAAUCUUCAGAAGGGUCAGAGGGACGUGAAACAGUCCUUCGUAACCGGCUGUUAUUCCCAAGGUGGAUUCCGUGGGUUGCGUAAGGAGUGUGCAGAGUUUCCGUACGCAAGUCGUGUCAUGACCCGCUUUGUGCAGGAGCGUCUUCCAGGUCAUGUUUUCUCCACAUGUGGCAUUUUUGCAGACAGUCUCACGCCUUUGCAUCGUGACGGCCGCAACGCGCAGUGGCCUAAUGCAGUUUUUCGCUUGAGUGAUUUUAAGGAGGGGGGCUUGUGGAUAGAGGGCCCUGGGGACGAUGUUCGAGUCUUCAAUUCUAAAGAGCUGGUUGGAGCGGUUCACGAAAUUGAGGACGAUCCGCUUAUCUUUGACGCUUGGUCUAAAUACCACGAAACUGAACCUUGGUCAGGUCGAAGAGUUGUGCUGAUCACUUGGGUGGUGCAGCAACUUGAAAAAUUAGAACCGCAGGAUGUGGAGGCAGCGCACCAAUUGAACUUCGUGCUACCUCCUGAGGUGCCGUUGCCUGUGCAAACGGCGCAGCUGGGAGAACGGCCACCCAUGGUGUUUGAGGUUUUCGCAGGCAAAGGCUUGUUGUCCCGGGCCCUGAUGCAGUGCGGAUUCGUUGUCCACAGUUUCGACCAACAUCAUUGCGAUUCUCAUGUGCCCAUCUCGCAGCUUGAUUUGGCAACAGACUCAGGGCAAGCUUUGUUCUGGGACUUUCUUGAGACACAGCGCCCGUUCGCAAUACAUUUGGGCGCCCCAUGCGGGACCAGCAGCAAGGCCAGAGGCAGACCUUUGUACAAUGGACAGCCGGGACCCCAACCUCUUAGGAGUAGUGAGUUCCCGCUGGGCCUGCCCUCCUUAAAGCCUGGGUCAGUUGAGGCCACUCGUGUAAAGUUGGCAAACCGUUUGUAUGCCUUCACAUAUCGCAUUUUGCGAUAUUGCCUGGAGCACGACAUAGUGGUCAGUCUUGAGAAUCCCGCAAAUAGUUUCCUAUGGGAGGUGUUGCAAGCCUUUGAGCCGCAAGGGGUUGCUCACCGUAUCCUUCCCAGACUGCAGUCAAUCAUCUUUGACUUGUGUUGCCAUGGGGGCUUUCGCCCCAAACGCACAAAGUUGCUUGCAACGCCUGGCUGCUUCGAGCCGUUGCGUGCCCUUUGCGAUGGAAAGCACAUGCACAAACCUUGGGGACAAAUUGUUGAGUUUGGCUCCAUUCGGUAUGCCACAAAGGAUGAGGCGGCCUACCCAGCAUUGUUUGCCUCUCGCUUCGACCUCUCGUUGGCCAUGUUGGGCCGACAAAACAAGCGUCAUCCGCUCAUAGUCUUGAAGCGAAACUUGGCGGUGGCGCGAGUGAAGCAGGAGGUGAAGAGAUGCAGUGAUGCUGAGGCGGAGCUUCACAAGGCCAUGCACCCGGCAGUGGCUAAGGUUAUGAGCGGCAAAUCCAUCUUGGCGUUGGAAUCUUUACUCAAGUCCGAGGGCUACGACGAUCUUGAAGUCAUCGGUUUCUUAAAGGAAGGGGUAAGGUUGGUCGGGACUUCCCAAUGCCCAGAAUGCUUUGAUCGUAAGUUUGUCCCCGCUUUCUUGACAGAGACGGAGCUCAUGGCCUCAGCGGCCACCAGACGAAAGUCCUUGUUGAGUAAGUUCGAAAGGGUAGACCCGGAGGAGGCACGGAUCUUGAAGGAGGCCACGGAUGAGGAAGUGGCCAUGGGCUUUUUGGAGGGCCCCUACUAUGAUCAGAGCCAGAUUACGGAAUUGCUGGGAACCAACGAUUGGACAGUCAUCAGAAGGUUUGUUUUGCUCCAGGGGGCAGAGCUAAAACCCAGACCCAUAGACAACUGCUUGGAAUCCCAAUUAAACGCGGGCUACAGCUCCAGCAUUCACCUGCGGUUACAAGAUUCGGACUACAUCUCAGCCAUGGCCCUCCACGUAGCGAGGGAAGUGAGCGAAGGCCGAGCGCACAAGGAUGCAUCGGAGUGGAAGGGCAAAACCCUUGACCUCAGUAAAGCGUACAAACAACUUGCUAUCCAUCCGAGAAGUGCAGACAACGCCGACACCACGGCGAGUGCGUUCUUGGACGCCCUAGGUUGGCGUCACGCCAAGACGGGCUGGGUCUUCACAGGAAAGGUCCCGUUGCAGUUGCUUGAAUCUUGGAAAGCAGAGGUAGGAGAGCAACUCAUCUGCGAGAUCGAGAUGUUUGCUGUGCUAGCUUCCCUGCUGCAGCUGAAUGCUCUUGUGUCGUCUCGCCGCAUAGUGUGGUGGGUGGACAACGAUGCAACCAGAGGUGUCAUGAUCAAGGGCGCCAGCCGCAGUUGGGACAUGCACACUUUAGCCCGAGUGUUCUCUGAGCUCGACAGAGAAUGGCCAUCCAUGUGGUGGGUUUGCAGAGUUCCAUCCUACUCCAAUCCGGGGGAUGCGCCGUCGAGAGACCAAGGAGAGGAGUCUUUGGUGACGGAUCCAUGUACCCAGGCAUCUCGCCUUGUGCUCGGCGCUCUUCCUCGCGGGAAGGUUCUUAAGCCGCUUGUGCCCGAGUUCGGUCGCUACCUCAAAGUGCUGACGUAUCCUGAGACAGGUGCCUUACUGCGCUUCAUGCGACGCCUUCCCAAGGGUUCCAAGGUCACUUCGCGUUUUCUGAAUGGGGGAACAAAUGCCUGCGAAGUCUCCCAUGUUGGCGGCUAUCUCGAUACAGUGGAUCUCACAUCCCAGCUUAGGCAGGGCUCUUUUGACAUUCAGGAUGUCUCGCUUGCCUGUUUCGGCCGUAGCCUAUUUGCUGACAAUGCACCUCUUCACAAAGGUUGUAAAGCUGAGUGCCUGAGCGAGCGGUGUUUCCAGAAAGGCUUUAUCACGAAGUCUGAGCUGAGCAUGCUGCUUGACGUAUUGCCCACUGAUCGAAAAUUUGCAAAGAGCAGAGGCGAUUGCCUCGAUUCCACUAAGACAUGGACCUCAGGGGCCUUUCACUUCUCCGGCGAAGCCGGGGCCGUCAGAGUUCGCCCGGCGGAUCCACAGGAGCAGGAGCUUGUGCUUGAAGUGUCGCAGCACCCGGCCAAGCUUGAUGCGUCGCUGGUGCAUUCUACUGACGACUGGACGGGCGAUCGGAUUCUUCUUGUGGCUUUUCAUGUUCAGGGCGCGACAUCUAUGAGUUGCGCAGAUCAGAGGAGAUGCACCGAGCUUGGCUUUGUGCUUGACGUCGGCGCUGCUGGGGAUCAUAUACACGAUGCUGCUGGAGUGAACUGUUCUUCUGCCGAAACUGUCUUUGUUGGAGUUCCGAGCGAUCCCGAGGAGUUCAUACGAAAAGCAGUGGAAGCAGGGCACCCAAUGGACAUGGGCAUGCACGUGUGCCCAGCUGUGGACCGGGCGAUCAGGGCCAACUUCUGCGACCCUCCUGAAUUAGUCAUCCAGCGGCGGCUAAGCACUCUCGAACGCUGGGAGAAACGGGCUAGUGUACUGAUAGGCUACCCCGAUGUCAAGAUUCUCGACGAGGUUGAGCAGGGCCUGCCUCUCACUGGGUGGAUGGCUGAGUCACAGGUUUUCGCAAGCAACCCGAGAGCGCCCACAAUGUCUGUUGAUACUGUCGUCGCUAUGAACAGGGGCUUUCACGCUCUGGUCAAAAGGCGCCUCUCCAAGAGGCAGGAUCAGGACGUCGAGCAAAAGACUUGGCUUGAGACAGAGGAGGAGAUUGCUAGGGGAUGGUUCUGGAUCGAUGAGUCUGGCUGCUGGGAAGGGAAGAUCAUUGCGCACCGGUUCGGCCUUCUUCAGAAACUCAAGCUCCGCACGAUCGACGACUGCAGUGUUGGGGGUCUUAACUGCACUGUUGGUCUUCCGGAGAAGAUGCGAGUCCAUUCUAUAGAUAUUCUUGCAUCUAUGUUGCGGCGUGCUCUGGAGCUUUGCGGCGGCAAGGCCACCUGUGGCUGGCUAGGCCGCACAUACGAUCUUCAGGCGGCCUAUCGUCAGUUCGGCAUAAGCUCUGUAGCUCGGGAACUCUUGAGGAUUGUCGUCAACAAGCCUGGGGCGGAACAGCCCAUUCUCCUUGGUGCCAACAGUCUUCCAUUCGGUGCAGUGGGUUCGGUUGCUGGCUUCCUCAGGCUGUCAAUGGCUAUCUGGACUCUCGGCCUGGUGGGGCUGGAGCUAUGCUGGUCUGCUUACUAUGAUGACUUUCCGACUGUCACCAGUGAGCCGCUUCUUGAGAAUACGAGCUCGUGCGUAGACCGCAUGUUCAGGCUCAUCGGGCUUGACUAUGCUACCGAGGGCAAGAAAGCUCCCCAGUUUGCGAGCUGUUUCGCGGCACUUGGAGUUCAGGUGGAUCUGCAGCAAGCUCAGUCUGGCUCGAUUGUUAUCGGACACACCGACGCUCGGAAAGAGGAGCUGACCGCUUGCAUCGAUUCCAUUCUCGCUGAUGGCAGCAUGACCUCGAAGGAAGCAGAGAAGCUGAGGGGACGACUCGUCUUCUUUGAAGGAUUCACUUUCGGUAGAGUCGCUCAAGUGGCUGUCAAGCAUGUGGGCCGCCACGCUCAAGGCUCGAGUGGCUCUGUGAAGUUAUCUGCUGAUGUCAAGUGGGCUCUGGGUAUGAUUAAAACUCGAAUCUGUCAUGCCCUGCCAGUGACUAUAUCGGCGAAGGCACUGCAGACCACUUAUGUCUUCACUGACGGCGCUUUCGAGCAAGGUCGAGGCUCUUUUGGAGGGGUUCUGAUCUCUCCUCACGGCAGGUGCGUUUCUUAUUUCGCGGGAGAAGUGAGUCGUGAGGCGAUGCAUCAUUUGCUUGCGUCGUCCACUCAUCCCAUCUAUGAGCUUGAGCUGCUGCCAGUGCUUAUCGCCAUGCAGGUUUGGGGAAAACUUUCCUCUCACCAGCAAACAGUUUAUUAUCUUGACAACGAGCCUGCACGAAUUGGGAUGAUCAAGGGGGCGGGUGGCACUGCCAUCGCGGACCUUAUCAUUUCCAAAGCUAGUGCACUUGAAUGUGAGCUAGGCCAACACGCUUGGUACGCUCGUGUUCCUUCGCAUUCCAACAUCGCUGAUGAUCCAAGUCGCUUUUACUUUGAACGACUUCACAAGCUCGGUGCUGCGAGAGUUCUGCUUGACGAAAGCUGGGUCGCGAGCCUCGUUUUGGAAGCGGGGUGA